AAACGGAAUAAAAGAACCACACACAAAAAAAGUUUGCGGAAAAGGAAAAGUGCAUAUGACUGACUAAAAAUAAUACGAGAAGGCGGCAUAAUAGAUAGCAAUGUGCACAAACGAACAGUGUAAAACGAAAAACAUGCGCUACUGCGUAUGACGGCUAUAAUAAGUUUUCAUCUAUCUAAAUAGUCUGUUUUCCGUUUCUGUAUCUUAGUGUGCGUGCGCUGCUACGGACUUGCCUUAGUGUAAUUUAUUAACUUGACGAAUUCCCACCCAUCCCCUGCGUUUUGUGUGGCAAGCCAAACGGAAUCUAAGCCUUAAAUGAUAAUGGUUCGCAGACGCGCACGGCCCGUCAAAGAGCCAGCCCUAGCGGUGGGGACAUCAAAUUCCGAUUCAGCACUGGCCAUGCCAUUCAAUGGCGAGCCAAUCAGCGCUGUGGCUGCGGCGGCAACCAAUAAUCUACUGGAUGAUCAAUAUUUUGCGAGUCCCAAGCGAAAAGACUGUCGCCUCAUGAAGGCACACGAAAAUAUAAGGAAAGACAACGGCAAGGCCAAUGGCGGUAACUCAACCAAGUCGGAAACUGGCCGAAUAAUUGGUGUUCAAUUGGCAACACGCUCUCAGACACGGACGAUUGAGAACUUUUUUAAAGCAAGUGCAGCUGCAAAAAGUAAGAAAAAAAAUGGAGCUUUAUCAGAAACAACUGUUGGCAAGGAAACAAUAGCAGAGAAAAAGACAAUAACUUUAUUAGAUGAACUGGAAGUGGAUGAAGAGGAGGAGCUGCUCCUGUAUGAUGAGCACUCGGUAGCUUCGCCCUCGACCAGCACCAGCUCUCCAGCAUAUCAAAACGAUGAUCUUGAAGUUGACAACAGCUAUGACCCGGGCUGUAAUUACACGCCCACAGACAUUGACACACACAUUCAAAUAGACGCACACACACAGACAGAGACAGGCAUACCAACAGAUACACACACACAGACAGAGCAACGCUCCGAGUCACCUACGAACACGACUGCCUUUCAGACGCAUCGCUCGGCGCUGCGUGACAGUCACAGCUCGUCACAUAGCAGCAGCAGCAGCGCUGCCACUUCCGAGAAUAUAUUUCUGCAGGAGCCGGUGCUGACGCUGGACAUUGAUCGCACGCCCACCAAGGCCUCCAGCAUUCGCAUUAACAAAAGCUUUGAACUGGCCAAUGCCGUGUUCUCAUCGCCGCCUUCUGUGCUGAGUGCUUGCGUGCUCAACGGUCGCUUCAAUCAAAUUGUUACGCUGAAUGGGCACGCGCACGGGGAGGAGCUGGAGCACGAACAAGAACAGCAUCAGAUGCAACAGCCGCUGGGCGGCUACGAGUUGGACCAACAUGACAGCAGUUCCUGCGACAGUGGAGUCGCCUGCAGCCUGACGACGGGCACAUCGCCUGCGGUGUCGGCCAACAGACGACGCAAACCCGCUACGCCACACCGCAUAUUGUGCCCCUCGCCCAUCAAGACAAUGCCUCGCGAUACGGCGUUAGUCAAGGGCGAGGCUCUGUCGCCUCGAAAGUCGCCGCGCAAAUUGAAAAUGCAGCUGGCCGCAAGCGGUGCGUCAAAGUCGCGACGAAGACUGAAUCAGCCAAAGCCACAAGCGCCUUACCAACAGCAGCAGCAACAGCAGCACAACCACAUCGCUAAUGAGGAUGUAGUUUUGGUGGACGAUGAGGACGAAGAGGAUGAUGUGCACGCUCUGCUCAAGGCCGCGGAGGAGCGUGAAAAUCUGAACAAAACCAAGGCAAUGCUCAAACCGGCUGCCGUCACAGCGGCAGCAGCAGCCAAACCAAAGGCAUCAUCUACCAAACCAGCUAAGGCCAAAACAAUGGCAGCCAAAUCCGUGCCCCUGGCUGCCACCAACGGCAACCGUGAGAUGACUGAGUUCUUUCCGGUGCGACGUAGCGUGCGCAAAACCAAAACAGCCGUCAAAGAGGAAAUGAUGCGUAAUCUGGAGCAGGCUGUGCUCGAGGAGCGCUGCGAUGGUCUGCAGGUACGCCAUUUUAUGGGCAAGGGGCGCGGCGUUGUCGCAAUACGUCGCUUCAAGCGUAACGAGUUUGUCGUCGAAUAUGUGGGUGAUCUCAUUUCGAUCAGCGAGGCCACCGAGCGCGAGCGUCGCUAUGCGCUCGACGAGAAUGCCGGCUGCUACAUGUACUACUUUAAGCAUAAGAACCAACAGUACUGCAUCGAUGCCACCAUUGACACCGGCAAGCUGGGCCGCCUCAUCAAUCACUCGCGCAACGGUAAUCUUGUGACCAAGGUGGUCGUUAUCAAGCAACGGCCCCAUCUGGUGCUGCUGGCCAAGGACGACAUUGAGAUCGGCGAGGAACUGACUUAUGACUACGGCGAUCGUUCCAAGGAAUCGCUACUGCAUCAUCCAUGGCUGGCAUUCUGAGCCAUGAUACGGCAACUGUCAUUACCUAAUUAUAUAUAUAGCCUAGUAAUUCAUUAAAGAACAAUGAUAAAAUAUUGAAAAAACAAAAAGAAAACUGUUAGUGCAAAAUAUCGUAAAGGAUAGAGAGCAUCAUCAACAUAUUUUUGGAUCUGUUAGCGUUUUCCCUUUAUGUUAAGGCAUCGAUUAUGAAACUGUUGAACAUUUAGAUGAAGUUGAAGCGAUUGAAGCUGAUGAUUAUAACACAAACAUUGCAUUCACAUUUAUAAUGAAAACGUACACACUAUUUAUAUAGGACUAGAAUACAUAUACAUAAAUAUAUAUAUAGAAAUAUAAUAUUGCUAAUUAAUAUGUACUAUUUACUGCCAUAGUGCUAUCUAAAUACACCCUAUGCACCUCGCUCGCCACUCCCAAUCCAAAAGAAGAAACAACAAAUCCUGACUAGAUAUUUAUAGAUACAUACAUAUAUAAUUAUUAUUGCAUCAACAUCUCUUAACACAAGCACAGACAUCUGACGAGGCUUUCUGUAGCGUCCAAUAGCAGAGUCCUACUUACUGAGAGAGCGUCUUACUGAGAUGCAUCUCCCAAUGAGCUUCCUUAAGCAGGUUUCAUGUACUCCAUUACGUCUCGCAGCAAGUCUCCUAGAAGAAACAUGAAUCUAAUUAUAUAUGUCGCGGCCCCGUCCCCUAAAACUUAAUUCAUAAGUCUAACGCAAAAUUGUAUUGCAGUAAACUUGGUUCAAAUAAACGUAAAUUGUUUUUUUUUU
Messenger RNA from Drosophila navojoa, 3169 nucleotides. It is a transcript of the gene Set8, whose product is annotated as SET domain containing 8. Lineage: Eukaryota; Metazoa; Arthropoda; Insecta; Diptera; Drosophilidae. Gene Ontology annotation, biological process: regulation of DNA damage response, signal transduction by p53 class mediator; regulation of transcription by RNA polymerase II. The record is from RefSeq and is a predicted model, not a curated record. Gene Ontology annotation, cellular component: nucleus; polytene chromosome. Gene Ontology annotation, molecular function: histone H4K20 methyltransferase activity; protein binding; transcription regulator activity.